AUUUGUCAACGUGCAAACAUAUGGGGACUCCUUAUCUCUGGCCUUUUUCUCUCUCUCUUUUUCUCUCUCUGUCACUCUCUCUAAAUUGACCUUCGCUUUUGUUACGCUGCAAGGAAGUUCUUGCAACGUUGUACUACGAUCUUCAUAAGGAGGCAAAACUAGCUGAUUUUAAUUUGGAGUAAAGAUGGUGAGUCAUCCAUAUGUGCCGCAAGAUCUAGUCCUUGAAGAUUAUGUACCAGUUUCUCUAGCCCAGUCUACCAUUGUCGGUGUAUAUGGAAUCGCCUCGGUUCUCGUUGCUUCUUUCAUCUGGCUCAUUUCUGGUCGGUGCGCCAAAUUAUCCAAGAUGGAGAGAUUGAUUAUGUGUUGGUGGGCGUUCACAGGCCUGACCCACAUGGUUCUUGAAGGUUAUUUUGUUUUCUCUCCAGAGUUCUACAAGGACAAGACUGGCAAUUUCCUUGCCGAAGUUUGGAAAGAAUACAGCAAAGGUGACUCGAGAUAUGCUGGUAGAGAUGCAGGAAUUGUUACUAUUGAAGGCCUCACUGCAGUUAUCGAAGGUCCAGCUUGCCUUUUGGCAGUGUUUGCUAUAGCGAAAAGAAAAUAUUACAGCGAUUUACUUCAGAUCUCCAUCUCUUUGGGGCAGCUAUAUGGGACGGCAGCAUAUUUCGUUAUGUCCAUCUUGCAAGGAGAUAACUUCGCCAUGAGCCCAUUCUAUUAUUAUUCGUAUUACAUAUUCGCAAAUUCAUUUUGGGUCUGGAUACCAUCACUCAUUGUUAUCAGGUCCUGGAAGAUAAUAUCUGCAGCAGUAGCAUCUCAUCAAGCCCCAGCCCAGAAAAAGAACAAAACGAGGUGAUGGGGGAUUCACAUUUCGCAACAAGGCUUAAAUUGUUUCUUUUUUAUCUGAUCAUUUAAAACUUCGGCGUUUUUCCCCCUAAAAACAUUGGGGGUUUUCCCCUAAAAUAUUUGGUUUGAAAUUGUUAGACCUAAUGUUCACGAUCUCUAAUGCAACUUGUUCUUUUGCACCAAAGCUCUUGUUUCUUCUCCA
Papaver somniferum (opium poppy) is the source of this 1042-nucleotide messenger RNA. Its product is annotated as probable 3-beta-hydroxysteroid-Delta(8),Delta(7)-isomerase. Gene Ontology annotation, biological process: sterol biosynthetic process. Gene Ontology annotation, molecular function: steroid Delta-isomerase activity; C-8 sterol isomerase activity; cholestenol delta-isomerase activity. NCBI's taxonomy places the organism in Eukaryota, Viridiplantae, Streptophyta, Magnoliopsida, Ranunculales, Papaveraceae. The record is from RefSeq and is a predicted model, not a curated record. Gene Ontology annotation, cellular component: membrane; endoplasmic reticulum. The coding region runs from base 185 to 850 and encodes 221 amino acids. The transcript is spliced from 5 exons.